Molecule: messenger RNA, 2758 nt
Organism: Brassica napus (rape)
Lineage: Eukaryota; Viridiplantae; Streptophyta; Magnoliopsida; Brassicales; Brassicaceae
Product: serine/threonine-protein kinase BIK1
Exons: 9
Coding region: 647-1798 (383 amino acids)
Biological process (GO): protein phosphorylation
Molecular function (GO): ATP binding; protein kinase activity
Source: RefSeq, a predicted model, not a curated record
UAUGAUAUAAUUUAUUUAAAAAAAUCAAAAUAAUGUAGAGUGUAAAAGAAGCAAUGAUUUGAAUUAUUAUUUAUAAUUUAUACGUAGUUUCUGUUUACAUACAUACACACUCAUGACAGUGAUGACACACCCGAGACCAAAUAAAUAUUUUGUUUACGACAGCAAAUAUGAAAUCCUCGGGUCUCUCUGUUUGUUUGUCGUCCCCAUAAAUGGUAAUAAAUCAGAUACGGACGGUAACAAAAGAACACUCCAAAACCAGUAAUGUGACAGAUAGUUUCUCUUAUCGAUCUUCUGAAAAAAAAAAAUCCUUACAGGAUAUAGCCAAAAGAUUUCUUAAGACUUUUUUUCUAAAUAAAAAAAUUGGUCACACAACAUAUCAUUUCUCGAUCAAAACAGAAUCCGACGACUUUUUAUCUUUUGGCCAAACUAUACUUUCUUGUAUCCAUUUGUUUGACUUUAUACAUAAAGACAAAGCAACCAUUCUUCUUCUCUUUCUGUCAUGCCUCAUGCCUCUCAUUAACACCAACCCUUACUCUCAAUUCUUCUCCUUCUUCUCUCUGUGUUCUCAUCUCUUUCUCUUUAAUCCGGUUCAAGCAGCUGAAGAAGAACGAGCAAGAAUCAAGACUCUGUUCUGUUCUGGACUCUGAUGGGUUCUUGCUUCAGUUCUCCAGUCAAGGCCGAUAACUUUUCCUACAAUGAUAAGAGUAGCUAUCUAUCCGGUCUAAGCAUGUGGAGCCGGACAUCGUCAUCCGUGAGGGCUGCGGCCCGGAAGACAGAAGAGGAGAUACUCGAGUUGACGUCCGUCAAGAGCUUCACCUUCAACGAGCUCAAACUCGCAACCAGAAAUUUCAGACCGGACAGUGUGGUCGGAGAAGGUGGGUUCGGUUCUGUCUUUAAAGGCUGGUUGGAUGAAACCAGUCUCACUCCUACUAAACCAGGAACCGGUUUAGUCAUCGCCGUUAAAAAGCUUAACCAAGAAGGUCUUCAAGGCCACCACGAAUGGCUGACAGAGAUCAAUUACUUGGGAGAAUUGAGUCACCCAAAUCUAGUGAAACUGGUUGGUUAUUGCUUGGAGGAUGACCACCAUCUUCUUGUAUAUGAGUUUAUGCAAAAUGGAAGUCUUGAGAAUCAUCUAUUCAGAAGAGGUUCACAUUUUAAACCACUAACAUGGUCUCUACGGGUCAAGGUUGCACUUGAUGCAGCAAAGGGGCUUGCAUUCCUCCACAGCGACCCUGUCAAAGUGAUAUACCGAGACUUUAAAGCCUCCAACAUUUUGCUUGACGCGGACUACAAUGGGAAACUUUCUGACUUUGGGCUAGCUAGAGAUGGUCCAAUGGGUGAUCUAAGCUAUGUUAGUACAAGGGUCAUGGGUACAUAUGGUUACGCUGCUCCGGAAUAUAUGUCAUCAGGUCACUUAAACUCACGAAGCGAUGUGUACAGUUUCGGAGUUGUGCUUCUAGAGAUUUUGACGGGUAAAGAAGCUUUGGACUACAACAGGCCGGCUGAAGAAGAAGACCUUGUGGAAUGGGCUCGACCUUACCUCACAAGCAAACGCAAGGUUCUCCGAAUCGUGGACCCUCGGUUAGACUCACAGUACUUACCCGAAGAGGCAGUGAGGAUGGCCAGCAUUGCGGUGCUGUGUAUCUCAUUCGAACCAAAGUCGCGUCCGACCAUGGACCAAGUGGUCCGUGCCUUGCAACAACUUCAAGACAACUUGGGGAAACCGACUCAGACCGAUCCGGUUAAGGAUGGCAAGAAACAUGGUUCUAAAACCAGAGCUAAGUUACCAGAAGUAUAGGUUAUUUUUUCUUUCUAUUGUGUUUGUAACCAUUGUUGAUUUUUUUUUUUUGUUAAUACAUUUGAAUUUGAUGUAGAGAUGUUCCUCAAUACAAUUUUUAAAAAGUCGUAGGAUGUUGUGUAAAUAUUCCCGGUUUAAUUGAAUAUUGAGUUUCAAUCAAUUUUAAUUUAUUCGGGUUGGAUUGGUUAGUUACACUGUUUGGUUAAGAGCUGAAAAGUCAACAUUUAAACUGAAGAACGCGUGUCGUUUCUCACUUCUGCAUUCGAACUGCGUGCCGCCUUUAUCUCUUAUCCGCUUAUUGACCAACACAACUCAAGACGUCCUUCACUGUGUGUGUGGUGUCUGAGUGAUUGUCGAGCUAUGAUGACGACAACAACAACCAACACGAUUGCUAUGCUUCAAAACUAGAUCAUCAAUCUUAUCAACAAGACGAAGGCUAAACAAAGUUGAAGACUUUAGCAAUUGUGUUGGCUAUAGAGGAUGUGUUCAGUGCUCAUCGUUGUUUGAAUAAGGACAUUGAAAUAGGACAACGAAUGAUUACAAUAUCAACAGUUGGUGUUCCAAACACAAUCAAGAAACUUGCCUCUCAUAAGCUUCAGUCCACACUUAGCUGUCAGCUUACAUGCUCCAAUACUCGCUGAGACAGAUGGUCAAGAGUCUCAGCUAGAUGCAGAAGCUGUUCUGUGCUAAUGUCCCAGAUUGAACCAAUCUCUGGUUUUGCCAAAGUGAUGGCUCUGUCCAACUUUGUUUGAAGAGCAGACUUUGUUCAAGUUGGCUUGGUCAGAGCAGCGACGACCUUAACGCAGGCUUUAUAGAUUAGGCUUAUGUCUAUGAUGUAUAUACUUCGGUGACGAGUGAGCAAGUUUAAGAAGAGUGUUGAUUGAAUUUUAACGAUAUGAACAGAUUACAUGAAUUAUCAUAUUACUUGCUUAUAUUCUAUUUUGAUCUCUUUGAGUUUAA